Messenger RNA from Mercenaria mercenaria, 5808 nucleotides. Its product is annotated as sorting nexin-8-like. Gene Ontology annotation, molecular function: phosphatidylinositol binding. The transcript is spliced from 13 exons. The record is from RefSeq and is a predicted model, not a curated record. The coding region runs from base 36 to 1613 and encodes 525 amino acids. Gene Ontology annotation, biological process: retrograde transport, endosome to Golgi. NCBI's taxonomy places the organism in Eukaryota, Metazoa, Mollusca, Bivalvia, Venerida, Veneridae.
AUAUAAGGGGCGGUAGGUCACAUGAUCAAAACAAAAUGUCGGCCGACCUCUCAUUCGGGUCGGUGCCUCCAUUUUACAGAGAAGUUUACGACAUAGUCUGUCCGAAUCAAGAGCAUGUUGAUCAAGAUAUGUUUGUGCAGAUACUGGUGCAGUCCAGCCUGCCUCGUACUACGGUUAUGCAGAUAUGGGAAGCAGUUGAUAGUAAGCAAGGGUUUCUGACAAGGAAUGGGUUAUAUAAAGCAUUAGCAUUGACAGCAUUGGCACAACAAGGGAAAAACAUUAAUGACAAACUGCUGGAAACAUUCUCGGGUCAAGAGUUGCCAAAGCCAACAUUAGGUGAUCUAUCAGACUUACGAUCAGCCAGUGUCCGACUGAGACGAGAAAAGUCACCAAAUGUCCUUGGAUUUGCAUAUAAUGAGCUGCUAGAGCUUGAUACAGUCAAAGUUGAACUCCUGCCAGAAAAGAAAGGCCUUAUCUUAAAACAUGUGGAAUAUGAAGUUACUAGUCAGAGAUACAAAGCAACAACGUUACGUAGAUAUAAUGAUUUUCUAGCAUUUCAUGAGCUCCUGUUAAUGAGAUUCCCAUACAGAUCCAUUCCAAGACUACCACCUAAGAAAAUGAUGGGAGCCAACAGAGAAUUUAUAGAACAGAGGAGAAAAUCAUUAAGGCGGUAUUUGAACCUUAUAGCGAGACACCCACAGAUGCACGAUGACAAACUAGUCCAGUUCUUUCUCUCAUUCAGUGGUUCUGAUGUGCAGCAUAAAAUACGAGAGACAUUCAGGGGUAUACCAGAUGAAUUUAUGACCAGUAACUUAGCAAGCAGAGCAAAGGAAUUGGUUCCCAUGGAUACUCAAACACAGAUAAGCAAUAGCAAAGAUCACAUAAAAAUGUUAUACAAUAGUUUAUCAAAGUUAAAAGAUAUCACAGAGAGAAUGGUACUACGUGCGACUGGUUAUGCAAGUGAUAUGUUACAAUUUGGCAGGGAACUAAGUGCAAUGAGUAACGACGCUACCCCAGUAUCCUCCUGGGCUACUGGCUCAAAUGAUUCAUGGUCUCAUCUUAAAAAGGGAUUUAAACAUCUGUCAGUAGAAUAUGCUGCCCUAGGAGACAAAGCUUCUAGGGAGGCAGCUGAAGAAGAAGAAACCGUUGUAGAAAAAGUGUCAUUACUUUUAGAUUUAAUAACUUCAUAUAAGGACCUCUGUGAUAGACAUGAAAAAGGGGUUCUGCAGGAUCACCAGAGAGCUGUACAGAAAAUGGGGCAAUAUAAGAAGAAAAGAAUGUCAGCUACAGUUCAGAGUUCAGAGGUUGGCCAAGUAGAACAGCUUGAACAGAAAAUUUUAGAGCAAGAAGGUCAAAUAGCAAAUAUGGAAAAUAGGAAUUAUUACAGCUUACACUGCCUCCAGAUGGAGACACAGUUAAUACAUGCAAACUUAGACAUUCUUUAUGAUAUUUUGGCAGCUAUGGCUGAAGUGCAAUCUACUUCACACGAGGAGUUAUGCAAAGUUUGGAAAGCAAUAGGACCAAUAGUGGAAACUAUUCGAGGAGACAGCACAUCAACGCCUAACAGAAAUUCCUCAUCUUCACCCAUCAAUAACAACAAGAUUGUGAUUUAAGUAGUUACUUGUUUACCAUUUGAGCCACGUCAUGAGAAAACCAACAUAGUGCGUUUGCGACCAGCAUGGAUCCAGACCAGCCUGUGCAUCCGCGCAGUCUGGUCAGGAUCGAUGCUGUUCGCUAACAGUUUCUCUAAUUCCGAUAGGCUUUGAAAGCGAACAGCAUGGAUACUGACCAGACUGCGUGGAUGCGCAGGCUGGUCUGGAUCCAUGCUGGUCACAAACGCACUAUGUUUGUUUCUCAUGGUGCGGCUCAUAUCAUUUUUUUCUGGGAUAACAUAUUGGGUAUCUUCUUUGUAUUUGCAAAGGUCUUCUUAAAGGCAACCUUCUAGCAAAUCAGUUUGUGAAUGUCUUUCACAUAAUUAUGCUUUAUCACAAAAUCUGUUCACUACACAGGGCUCAACAAAAUUCUUGAAUACAAGUCAUUCUUCAGGACAAAAAGCUUCUUGUUUUGUUCACUGAAAUGUUUUGAAUUUCCACUGCUCAAUUUUUAGCAAAUUCAUUGUAUUUUUUUGGUUUAAACAUGCAGCAAGUUCUGCUAGCUAUUUGCCGAUUUCUGCUUAUAUUUUAAAGAAGAGAAAUGGAGUUUUUGAGCCCUGCUAUAAAAAUUGGGAAUUGAAUCUUGUUUCAUUUUUGUUUCAAAAGCUAAAAGAAACAUGAAGUUGUUGUAUUAUAGUAAAACUCUAACUUCUGCAUUUGUUGUACACUUCCUCUUCCUCUUCAGUUCUCUUCCUUUACUCUUUGUUGAAAAUUUGACAACAUUCACGCUUUUUUAUGCAAAAUAAAUCAGGUAAAAACUAAAGGAUACCUCUAUAAAGUUUACUUGAAAACCUACAUUUGCUCAUCUAUAGGAUCACAGAUGCCAUAGUGAGAUCAUUUGUACAAACUUUAAUUGUUAUUUCCUCGACAACAUUCCAUUAGAUUAUAAAAAGGGGUUUUUGAGAGGAUACACAGAAUUUUCCCUAUUUCAGCAAGGCUACAUAUCAUCAGGUCUGUAAGCAAUGAAUUUUUAAAAAAUGCAUUAUCGUAUCAGCAUGAACAUUAUUUGACAGAUCUGUAAUGACCAGCCAUUACAAGUUUAAUAUUGACAAGCUCAGUGGUGUGUUUUAUUUCUCAUGAUGUGUAAGUUUUUUAUUAUCAUGUAUAUAGAUAGAGAAAUUUAAAUGUGAUCAUAUGAUAAUAUUGUCAGUUAAUGUGUUUUCAUAAUGACCCGGAAAUAGAUUCGUGUUCUGUCAUAUCUUGGCUGAUGACCUUGAUUUUGAUCUAUCACAGAACCAUUAUGUAGACUUCUGUUUAUUAACCUUUAGCCUACUGGCUGCACGUGGUUUUGCCUUUGCAGGCUGAUCAUGGUCUUCACUGUUUGCUGUUCAGUCAAUAAAUUUUCAGUGAACACCCCUUUGAAUAUGAAGUGUUGCUGCCCAAAUUGAAUGAUGGACCAGUCCAUUUUAGAAAUUUAGCAGGGUAAAGGUUAAGCUUAUAGUCAGAUAAGGGAAUUAACUACAAACACAUUUAAUGGCAGCAUUAACUGACAUAGGUACAUGUGGGAAAGAGGCACGACUUUUUCAAAAUAUUUUAGGCAUGUUGAUAAUUAAUUGAAAAGUAAUAUGUUCCUAAUUGUUUUUCAAAACAAUUAGGAAGUGUUAAUUGAAAUGUAGAUAUUUGAAGUUGAUUUGUCAGUACGAGAGUCAACAUACAUGUAGUUUAGGAACUCAGCUAUCAUGUUGCUAUGGAGAUGUGGGAAGUUUUUCUAACAUAUUUUCAUAUUUAUCUGUUUGGUAGUAAAAAAAACAGUUGUUGUCAUCUAAUGUAUAAUGGUGCUCAAUGAUUGCAUACAACAGCUAUAAAGUAGAAAUCUUAAUUCACUGUAAUUUGUUGUUUUAGAAGUUGUUAGCUAGAUUACUCUUGGUUGAAAUUAAUGCAGAUUAUGGCCCUUUUUAGCUCACCUGAAUUUUGUUCAGGAUGAGCAAUUAAAACGAUGGAUGGUGGAUGGUCAGGCGUCAACCCAUUGUCAAUCAUUCUCUGUCCUGUAUAAGUAUUUUUACUUAAACAUCUUCUUCUCUGAAACUACUGGAAUGUUUUGUCCGUUAUUGGUUCAAAUGAGGGCAUUUGGUCCCUAUAAGAGGAAGCUAUAGAGCUGUAAACAGAAAAAAAGCUUAAAAUUGCAUGGUGAAUCUGCACUAAACUAGGUCUGUGGCAACCUUGUAAGGUACUCUCUUAAAUUUGUUCAGUUGGGACAGAAACCUGUUUUAUGUUUUUAUUUAUAUGAUAUAGAUAUAUUAAAGGUAAAAUAGUCAAGGUCAGGUGAACCACACAGGUAGAAAUUUGAAAUAUUCAUAAACAAUUUGAAUUUCCUAUGAUACAGUGAUCCUUUUUAGUUCUUAUGAAGUUACAUUGAACAGAGUAUUCCAGAGGCCACAGUGUCUAAAUUAGCCUGGGCUUAGAUACAUCUCAUUGGUUAGAAAAUGUGUGCAUUUUACCAGAAAUUACCCACAAAAAGCUUAUGAUGUGAUGUAAGAAUUGUCCCUGUUCCAACAAUUACUGUUCAGUUUUGUCAUUUUAGAAAUUUUAUCGUUAGAUUUAUGACAAACUGGAUAGAUGAAAACAAUGUAAGAGAAGAAAUAACACUAAAAACUAAGAUACGAAUCUUGUUUUAAGUUAGUUUCAUUCCGGUAUGAAUUGAACUGGUUUGUGUUGAAAGACCAGGUUAAGACGUAUUAAACAGACUCAUUUAUUUCAUGCCUAAAUGGAAGCUACAAAGCGGUGAUUUCAUUUCUGAUAAGAAAACGUUUUAUGUUAGAUAAACAUUUGUCAUAAGUAGAAUGCAGAAUAUAGUGCAUAUACUAAUAAAGAAAGUUGCCAUAUUUGUUUUUCAGAGAUUAAAGCGUAUUUGUGAGUGAUUGUUCCCCUCCCUGUGCAAUAUUGUUGGUAACAAUUUUGUAGAACUAUUUGACUUAAGUUUUAUAAUGUGUUUCUCAGAAGUGCAUUGAAAUAUUAUGGCGGAUUAUAUUCAUUUUGAAACUUUCACUUUUUCAAACAUUGGAAUUAUCAUUUUAUAUUUUUUUAUUUCACUGUCUUGACUCCAAAAGAAUAUGAAUUAUUAGAAAUUGGAAAUUCCUUCCAUAAUAUAGCGACAUUAAACCCAACAAAAUAAAUAAACUUUCCAUAAUAUACGUCUGUAAUGAUAUUAAAGUUUCAGAAGUAUAUACAUACCUACAAAAAUAUAAAGGUUGGUACUCCAUCAUAUUAAAAUGUAAAUCAGAUCUUCAAAGCUCAUAAAAAAAUAUUGACCUAUGUCCAAUAUCAACAUCAUCAUGUUAUGAUUUUGCAUACCUUGUAUGGGUAAAAAUCUGGUAUAUUUCAGUAAAAUUCAUUUAAAGACAUGAAAUAAAAAGAAAAUUUGUUUGUUUUACAAUGAUGUGAAAUCAAAAUAUCUGUCAUUUGUGAUCACCGAAUUAAAGAUUUGCACUCUUGGCUGAACCUUUUUAGACAACAUCGCAUCUGAUGGUCACUUCCUAAAGGAUAUUUCGAACUUACACUGAAACAGACAAAUCAUCUUUAUUGCUGCAACUUACAUGUGGUACAGAAAUGUUUGUUGCAAUAGAUUGCAAACUGUUUCUUAGGUUGAUCAGGGAAAAUCCUUUUUAAAGCAUAGAUGUCACCAGUUCACAACAAAUCUUGGUAAUCAGUUUUUAGCUCACCUGUCACAAAGUGACAAGGUGAGCUUUUGUGAUCGCGCGGUGUCCGUCGUCCGUCCGUCCGUCCGUCCGUGCGUGCGUCCGUCCGUCCGUAAACUUUUGCUUGUGACCACUCUAGAGGUCACAUUUUUCAUGGGAUCUUUAUGAAAGUUGGUCAGAAUGUUCAUCUUGAUGAUAUCUAGGUCAAGUUCGAAACUGGGUCACGUACCGUCAAAAACUAUGUCAGUAGGUCUAAAAAUAGAAAAACCUUGUGACCUCUCUAGAGGCCAUAAUUUUCAAUGGAUCUUCAUGAAAAUUGGUCAGAAUGUUUAUCUUGAUGAUAUCUAGGUCAAGUUUGAAACUGGGUCACGUGCGGUCAAAAACUAGGUCAGUAGGUCUAAAAAUAGAAAAACCUUGUGACCUCUCUAGAGGCCAUAUAUUUCACAAGAUCUUCAUGAAAGUUGGUCAGAACGUUCACCUUGAUGAUAUCUAGGUCAAGUUCGAAACUGGGUCACGUGCCU